Messenger RNA from Acanthosepion pharaonis, 477 nucleotides. NCBI's taxonomy places the organism in Eukaryota, Metazoa, Mollusca, Cephalopoda, Sepiida, Sepiidae. The record is from the annotation of a GenBank genome assembly.
AUGAUUUCUUUGUUAUUUAGAGGCAGCUUCUUUCAUAUAUUUCAUUUUGUCUUUCUUAAAGAUACAUUUUGUUCCAUUUUCUUUCCGUCUUCUUCACUCGCAGAUAUGCCUCCAUCCAUUUUCUUUACGUCUUUCCUUAUUUACUGCUACAUUUCCUUCAAAUUUUCUUUUUAUCCUUACUUAUUUGCUGAUAUCUUUUCUCCAUUUUCUUUAUGUCUUUCCUUAUUUGCUUAUAUCUUUUCUUCAUUUUCUUUUUAUACUUUUCUUUCAUUUCCUUUUCGUCAUUCUUUACUUGCAAAUACUUUUUAUUUCCUUUUCUUUUCAUAUUUCUUUAUUGCAAACACUUUUUUUUUCAAUAUCUUUUCGUCUUCUUUUCUGGUAAAUACUUUUUCUUCUAUCUCCUUACUUUCCAAUACUAUUCUUCCAUUUUCUUUUCGUCUUUCUUUACAUAUUCCCAUGACAUUUGAUUUUUCUUGA